AUGAGCACUGAAAAGGCGAGUGUUUUUCCUGGAAAUUUGGAGGUUAACAGUGUAGAUGCCGGGAAAGCGAAGCACACUCAAGAAACAGCACCAGUUUUUCGUAACCGGACAAUUUGCUGUGUUCCGGGUUGCAAGCAGCGAUACAAGCCGGGAAUAUCUUUUCAUGCUUUUCCCCCGAAAAGUGAUGAAAAGCGAUAUCGCGUUUGGACGAAGAACCUCAGUUUGAAGUAUGAACCGACUAAGACGACUCGUGUUUGCAGUCUUCAUUUCAGCAUUAAAAACUUUAUUUCGCCAACCGUUAAUCGACAAACCGACCGCCUGAUACUGAAACCAUCUGCUGUUCCAGAUUCGAGUUUACCCCACGUAUCAGCUUCCAAGGAAGCAAGCAUAAAGCGUCGCGCCGAGAGGGCUGAAAAUCGAUCGCUCCAAAAGGAUUGUCACAAGAAGGAUUUCGAAAAUAUUGAGACGUUCCAGUAUUCCGUGCCCACUUUUAUGGAUGCCGGGAUUCAGGUUGAUACAACCGACAUCGAGAAACGUCAAAUGAAACGGUCAUGUGCCAUCUCUUUUGAUGAGGAUGAAGAUGAACUGGUUGCUUGGACAGGAUUGCAAUCGAAGUCCAUGUUGCAUUUCAUCGGCACUGUUAUAAGUACAUUGAAGGACUUUAAACGAAAAAGAAUUCUACAUUGA
Messenger RNA from Armigeres subalbatus, 687 nucleotides. RefSeq lists its product as uncharacterized. NCBI's taxonomy places the organism in Eukaryota, Metazoa, Arthropoda, Insecta, Diptera, Culicidae. The record is from RefSeq and is a predicted model, not a curated record. The transcript has 2 exons. The coding region runs from base 1 to 687 and encodes 228 amino acids.